Arachis duranensis is the source of this 1871-nucleotide messenger RNA. RefSeq lists its product as uncharacterized. The coding region runs from base 417 to 1631 and encodes 404 amino acids. The transcript has 15 exons. NCBI's taxonomy places the organism in Eukaryota, Viridiplantae, Streptophyta, Magnoliopsida, Fabales, Fabaceae. The record is from RefSeq and is a predicted model, not a curated record.
UUUAAAAUUAAGAACUUAAACCUCUGAAUUAGGAAGGAAGGAGAAGGACCCUCUGGUUUGUGCCAAAAACCCAAACCUCAAAGGGAAGAUCCCAUUGGUCUUUUCAUUUUCCUUCUUUUUCUCGUCAAAUUCCUCUCCUCCUCCUUCUUCUUCUUCUUCUUCUUCUUCUUCUUCUUCUUCUUCUUCUUCUUCUUCAACUCGGUUGUGUUGUGUUUCUUCACAAAAAAAAGAAAAAAAAUCUCCCAGUUAUUUUUUGCCAGAUCUUCGUGUUGCUUUGGUAUUCCUGGUAAGGAAGGUUUGUAUUCUGUUCUGUAAAUAAGCAUCUGUACACGGACGAUUGUGCCAAUUUCUUGGUGGUGAGGAAUAGUUCCUGCAUAUGGUUUUAUAAGCAUACAGUUUGAUAAGUGUUGAUAUAAAUGGGGUCUGUUGCUCGAACGUGCGGCAGUUUUGCUUGUAGAAAACCAAGUGAAAUUAUGAGGCUUGUUGUGACAACUUUUAUUGGUUUAGUUUUCGGCUUUUUUAUAGGAGUAUCAUUUCCGACCUUGUCAUUAACAAAGUUGAAUCUUCCAUCUGGCUUGCUUCCGUCCAUUGAUCUCGCUUACAUUGAAGGCAAAUAUACCAAUUGCUGGUCUUUAAUGAAGAAUAAUAACAAUACUAAAAGUACCUCACCAUUGAAGCAACUUAAACAUGAAGCCAAGAUUUGGGUUCCAUCAAAUCCAAGAGGUGCAGAAAGAUUACCUCCUGCCAUUGUAGAAGCAGAAUCAGACUAUUAUUUGCGUAGACUAUGGGGCAAGCCUAGUGAGGAUAUAACAUUCAAGCCGAAGUACCUUGUAACCUUCACCGUAGGUGCUGGGCAGAAAAGGAAUAUUGACGCAGCUGUGAAGAAGUUUUCAGGGAACUUCACCAUCCUUCUAUUUCAUUAUGAUGGCCGGACAACUGAAUGGGAUGAGUUUGAAUGGUCAAAGCGUGCUAUUCAUGUGAGUGCUCGCAAACAGACCAAAUGGUGGUAUUCCAAGCGAUUUUUGCAUCCUGAUAUUGUAGCCCCAUAUGACUAUAUAUUUAUAUGGGACGAGGACCUUGGGCUUGAACACUUCGACGCAGAGAAGUACUUAAGACUGGUGAAGAAGCAUGGGUUAGAGAUUUCACAGCCUGGUUUGGAACCUAAUAAAGGUCUGACAUGGCAGAUGACGAAAAGAAGAGUUAGACAAGAAGUUCACAAAGUAACCCAGGAGAAAGAAGGAUGGUGUUCUGACCCUCAUCUGCCACCUUGUGCGGCGUUUGUUGAGAUUAUGGCUCCGGUUUUCUCGCGAGAUGCAUGGCGCUGUGUGUGGCAUAUGAUUCAGAAUGACUUGGUCCAUGGGUGGGGUCUUGACUUUGCUCUUAGAAAAUGUGUUGAGCCUGCGCAUGAGAAGAUUGGAGUUGUCGAUGCUCAGUGGAUUGUUCACCAAGGUGUUCCCUCGCUAGGGAAUCAGGGUGAAAAAGAACCUGGGAAAGCGCCAUGGCAGGGGGUGAGGGAUAGGUGUCAAAAGGAGUGGCAAAUGUUUCAGAUUCGGAUGGCCAAUUCAGAAAAAGAGUAUUACCAGUCUAUGGGAUAUGAUGUGUCUAACUACAGUGUUCCUAUGUUCAGUUAGGGGUCACAACUCACAACUACCAUAACUGCCUUGUACACAGCUAUUACCACCCUUGUGCCUAGAUUUAUUCUUUUUUUUUUCAAUGAUAUUUUUUUGGUACCCCCUUGUAAUGUUAGUUACUUGCACCAUCCGGGGUCCUAGCUAGGGACCUAACUGAAAUUCAAUGUAUAAUUCCAGUGAUAAAAUUGAAUAUAUUUAGUGAACAAAAUAAGAAAUUCGUAGUAUACCUUGUGUAGAAGA